Colletotrichum navitas is the source of this 309-nucleotide messenger RNA. RefSeq lists its product as uncharacterized. Bases 1 to 309 code for a protein of 102 amino acids. The record is from RefSeq and is a predicted model, not a curated record. NCBI's taxonomy places the organism in Eukaryota, Fungi, Ascomycota, Sordariomycetes, Glomerellales, Glomerellaceae. The transcript has 6 exons.
AUGCCUAGAGAAGCGCGCCCAGCUUUGACGGCCGGCAUUGUCACGGAACUUGUCCUAGGCGGCUUAGCCACUGCUGCCGUGGUCCUAGUAUUACGCAUGCAUAGUCUAGCUAUUGUUGCACAGGGACAAACAGGAAGGUUUAGCAGACAAAGACCGUCAUCUGCUAAAGUCCAGAAACCGGUGAUUGUUUGCCCUGCCUACUCUGACCUCUGCUAUGCUCAAUACCAACGUCAGCUGCCACACGUCCGCCCUACCCCUAAAGGCGCUAGGGCAAGUUCUCCUGUUUCUAUAGACAGCUACGUUGCCUAG